This is a messenger RNA of Nematostella vectensis (starlet sea anemone), 3481 nucleotides long. RefSeq names its product T-box transcription factor T homolog 1. The transcript has 7 exons. Gene Ontology annotation, molecular function: RNA polymerase II cis-regulatory region sequence-specific DNA binding; DNA-binding transcription factor activity, RNA polymerase II-specific. Gene Ontology annotation, biological process: positive regulation of DNA-templated transcription; regulation of transcription by RNA polymerase II; cell fate specification. Bases 1750 to 2931 code for a protein of 393 amino acids. Gene Ontology annotation, cellular component: nucleus. The record is from RefSeq and is a predicted model, not a curated record. Lineage: Eukaryota; Metazoa; Cnidaria; Anthozoa; Actiniaria; Edwardsiidae.
CGAACUUCCAAAUAUCAAUACGCGAAACAUAGGGUUUGCAAAUGUUUAUUCGUCCUCACUACUUUCAUACCAAACAUUUCAUAUAAGAAUUUUAAGAGUUUUAAAGUUUACGGUAGGACAGAAAAGAAAAACAAAGUUCGAGGUGAUAUCGCUUUCAUAUAAACAGGUGUCAGGGCUGCAAUAACUUGGUUAUCAAAACACAGAGAUAUGUUAUCUAAUGCGUUCCUGAGGUACGUGGUUAUUUACUUUCGGUGAAAUUGCUGUUUGAAAUGCCAGGCGUAAAGGCUCGCCCACUUGUUUGCGCAAAAUCCGUAAUCUGGAAUCCGACGUCAAGCUGUCACGGAUGUCUCUGUGAUGCCGCCGAAUAAGCGAGCUGGUUUCCAGGUAGCGUUGGGAACAAGCGACUAAUGGAAGGAAGCCCACUAGAACUAAUUGCUUGAGUAAAAAAUCGAGUUAUCUUGGGGUAAUAGUUCUCUCUGGCCAGGUAUAGACCAUUCACGCUGUUGGUGUGUUGGUUUGUUUAUGGUAAUUUCCAACGCCGGCCCCUUUGAAGGGCUAGCUUAAACGCUACAAGUGAAUGGUUUCAUCCCCUGUCGGGCAACCGUACCCGAGAAUCAAUAACACGCUAAGUCCUAGUAUUGUUUUGCGCUUCCACACAAACAUUGUGUUGAAAUUAGCAUCAACAAAACGAUUGCGAUGGAAAUAAGUGGUGAUUGUGCAUGAAGAAAACAGGCCGCGGUGGCCGCUCGUACCGACAAACGCAGUCGGCCAGGAGCUAAGUUAUUGGUUUUGUCGGCGCGUUUGCUUCACAGCUAGGUCCAGGAAAAAGGCGGUGGACAUUUUUUUAAUCGUAGUUCUUAUUGCGGCCUAUCACUUAUUACACCCAUAGCUGUGAACCAUAACCGUAAAAAAUGUGUGCACAGAUUUUAGCCGUAAAGAUUCUAAUCUUCGCACGGAGCAUUAUACAAAGUGACACUCUUCUAUUUGGUCAACGACCUUUGACUACAAAAUGUUAGAGUUGGGCGAGAGGAUCUGACUGACAUGUAGAUACUAAAAAAGCGUUAGAUUGCCAGUUUUAAUAAUAUAAGUACUUUAAGUAUAACCCUUAAUUAAACUUAUUGCUAGAUACGAUGACGAUUUAUGUCACCGCGGUAAAACUACGAUGGAAAACAAUAACUUCCAACGUGUGUUAAUUUUGGUCCGCUGCUACGGCCGGAGCCCGAUGCCUCGACCUCUAUCAUGCACGCCCUUGCUAAACGUCCUUGUUAAAUGGUUUGACCCAAAAGGUUAACCGUCAGUAAAAUUGUGUCAGGUUUGUUGGCUUAUUAUUUCUCACCCUAUGAGAGAUGUUUAACUUUGAGAGAGGCCCAAUCAUUACUAAUGUGCCCUGUGUAAAGAAACCCUUCUCGUCAUCGUAUCUUAUUGGCUAUACGCCGCGCGCAAGUCAUAUUUAUUUUCGUAGUGUUUAUUGCUAAACGUUUGUACCUGUGACCCGCGAUUAAAUUCUCUUUGCGCUGCGCUGUGAUUGGCCGACCAAUAUAGACCUGGCUACGCAUAGUUGAUUACUUUUCUGACAUGUGGGAACAAGGUGUGACUUUUAUUCAUUGACGGCUAAUUAGAGAACUCACUGAAUCGUGGACGGUAUAAUUUCAUUUUGUCGGAUCAUCUGUCCUAGUAAUAGUUUAUUAGUAACCCGAGCAUUAAGAGCUCUUAGCCAAGCCGCCAGCAAAAGAACAAGCAUAGUCGGACAUGCACUCGGACGAGAAGAAACCUUUCACCGUCAACGACAUCCUACAAGCUGCCGAGAGUACCAUGGCCAGUACUGAUGACAAGGAUCUGGGAGAACAUGCCAAGAACACAGAGGACAGCCAAGUCAAGAUCGUCCUUGAAGAAGCUGACCUCUGGAGGAGAUUCAAAUCCUUGACCAACGAGAUGAUCGUCACAAAGAAUGGACGGCGCAUGUUCCCCGUGCUGAAAGUAAACGUGACAGGCCUCGAACCAAAGGCCAUGUAUUCCUUUCUCCUGGAUUUCGUCUGCGUGGAAGGACACAGAUGGAAGUACGUGAAUGGGGAGUGGGUUUCAGGCGGGAAGCCCGAGCCGCCUACUCCGAGCUGCGUCUACAUUCACCCCGACUCGCCUAACUUCGGAGCGCACUGGAUGAAACAGCCUGUUGGCUUUUCAAAAGUCAAACUCACAAAUAAACAAAACUCUGGGGGACAGCAGAUCAUGUUAAACUCUCUACACAAGUACGAACCCCGGUUACAUAUCAUAAAAGUUGGCGCGUCGGAUAACAACCGUACAGUCGUCUCGCAUUCUUUUCCCGAGACUCAGUUUAUAGCAGUCACCGCUUAUCAAAACGAAGAGAUCACGAGUCUAAAAAUAAAGUACAAUCCGUUCGCUAAGGCUUUCCUGGACGCUAAAGAACGGCAGGAACAAAAGGAGGCUCUGGAGCAAGCGUCCGAAUCGCACUCAGCUUACUCCCAAUAUGGAUGGUUCUGUGCAGGGUCCACGCCGGUCUACCCGCAUCAUCACCACCCUUCCUCGUAUCCUCACAUUCCUUCAUCUCCGUACAACAGAAUAGGCCAACUAGGCAUCCGAAGUCAUCGACCUGCGCCCUACCCCAACCCAUACCAUAAGCGGACGGAUUUAUCUUCUCCUGGUCACCCCCAACAGUACUACGCCACGGAGUCGAAUCAACUUCUCUUUCCCGCCCCAGCUUCCAUUGAGAACCUAGCUGUGCCAAGCACCGUCGCCCAUCACUCACAAAGCGCGGGAAUCCACGCCGGGCUCACACUCUCACUUAGUAACGCUGCUUACGGACGCCCAGGGCACGAUGAAGCCAUGAAUCGAAGAGAAACAGACAAAUCCAAGUUUCUGCAAAGCGGGGGGCUGACUCUCCAUUCAAGCUGGAACACCAUACCGCAAGCUUAAAGUACAAGGACUCAGAACAGUUGUUCUUGUAUAUAUUGAUUGAGGGCGUCUGCCAAAGUCAUAAUUUAGUAUAUUUGCUUUUUGCCCUGCUUUCAGAGACCUUUUCGGUAUCUCGCACUCUGCAAGCAGAGGGGCCUUUAUUCAGCGACAAGGAAAUGGGGGUAACAACUCUAGAAUUUUCUGAUCAACUUCUAACUUUCAACCGGAAGUGGCUAUCUGUGCGGUUUUUUGGGGGGACGGAUUGUUAGUGUACAAGAAAUUUAAGGAAAGAAAAUAAAUUCGUCCAAAUGACGCUUAACAAAUUGUUAAUAGAUAUCGAAAAUACGAAUAUUUAAAUGAUUUUACAAAAGAAAUAACUCGAUGAUUUAGAAAAAAAUUGUAAAUAUUAUCUGUUCAAAUCAUUUUUGCAUUGUUCUUUGAUUCUAAAUUAGACUGUAUAGAAAAGCCUACUUCAGAAAGUAGGGAAUUGUAUAUUAAUAAAAAGGCGAUCUUAUAUGGCGCCAUCAAUAUUCAGACAUUGAAUCGCGUUAAAUAAAUUGUUGAAAUGAAA